This is a messenger RNA of Cryptosporidium muris RN66, 1329 nucleotides long. RefSeq names its product DEAD/DEAH box helicase family protein. The coding region runs from base 1 to 1329 and encodes 442 amino acids. NCBI's taxonomy places the organism in Eukaryota, Apicomplexa, Conoidasida, Eucoccidiorida, Cryptosporidiidae. The record is from RefSeq and is a predicted model, not a curated record. Gene Ontology annotation, molecular function: RNA helicase activity; ATP binding; nucleic acid binding. The transcript has a single exon.
AUGGUUAAAGAUGAAUCAGUGAAGGAUACUGGGAAAUUUCCCCAUACAGAAGAAAGUUUAACUUCAAAUAAAACUAUGGAAAAUAUAACUUUUGCAUCGUUGGGAGUCUGCAAAGAACUAUGUUUAGCUUGUGAAUCUUUGGGGUGGCUAAAACCAACAGAUAUACAACGUGAAGCUAUUCCUAUAGCUCUAAGAGGUGGUGAUAUAAUAGGCUUAGCAGAGACAGGUUCAGGCAAAACUGGAGCCUUUAUAUUACCUAUAUUACAAAGUUUACUAGAAAAUCAAAGUCGCAUGUACUCUGUAGUACUUGCACCUACUAGAGAAUUAUGUGUACAGAUAUCUGAGCAGUUUUCAGCCUUAGGAUCUUUAAUAUCCCUACAAGUAGCUAACAUUGUAGGUGGCAUGGAUAUGGUGAAUCAGGCUUUAUCUUUAGCAAAGAAACCACAUAUUAUAGUGGCUUCUCCUGGAAGACUAGUUGAUCAUCUAGAAAAUACUAAAGGAUUCAAUAUUAGUAGUGUGAAAUAUUUAGUUAUGGACGAAGCAGAUCGUUUAUUAUCAAUGGAUUUUGAAAUUGCACUAACAAAGAUUAUUGAAGCUUGUCCAAAAAAUAGAAAUACAUACCUAUUCUCUGCUACAAUGACAACAAAGGUAGCAAAGUUACAAAGAGUAUCUUUGAAAAAUCCAGUGAAAAUCUGUGUAAAUACAAAGUAUGAUACAGCUGAGAAUUUGUUGCAAUAUUAUAUGUUUAUACCAUUUAAGUUCAAGUGGAGUUAUUUGGUUAUAUUAGUACAGAAUCUGAGCCAGUAUACAGGUAUUAUAUUUACAAACACUUGUAUAAGCUGUAAACGAGGAGCUUUAUUAAUGCAACAGCUUGGUUUCAGCUCAGUUUGCUUACAUGGACGGAUGAAUCAGACACAAAGAUUAGCUGCUUUAAAUCAGUUUAAGAGCAAACAGAGACAUCUCUUAUUUACUACAGAAGUGGGUAGUCGUGGACUAGAUAUACCUCAUGUAGACUUUGUUAUAAAUUUUGAUAUACCCAUGUCAAGCAAAGAUUAUGUUCAUAGAGUUGGAAGAACUGCCAGAGCAGGACGUAGUGGUAAGGCAAUUUCACUAGUAACUCAGUAUGAUGUAGAGAUGUUCCAAAGAGUGGAAUUUGCCCUAAAUAAAAAAUUAGACGAGUACAGUGAUAUUAACAAAGACCAAAUGAUGGCUAUACAUGGGAAAGUACUUGAAGCAUUAAGAAUUACAGAUAUAGAACUUAGCGAGUCCAAUGAAAAGAGUAAUCUAGUUGGGAGCCGUAAGACCAAUAAGAAGUAUAAAAGACGUUAA